AUGUUCAACACCACUAAUAAGAGAUGGUACAAUUGGUAUAUCUCUAUGGUGGCAGCCGCAUGUAUGGUGUUGUACGGUUAUGAUGCUUCCGUUUUCAAUGCUUGUCAAAACUCCAAACAUUGGGUUGCAUACUUCGAUAAGCCCAGUACAUACACCCUCGGUCUCGUCAACACUUCUUACAAUAUCGGUGGUAUCGUGUCUGGAUUCUUCUUUGGUGGACCGAUUGCCGAUAGACUCGGACGAAGAUGGGGAAUGGGAAUCGGUUGUUUCUUAACUAUCAUUGCUACAUUCGUCCAAUGUUUUGCACCAAGAGGAAACUUGAAUGCCUUCAUCGGAGGUCGUGUCAUCAUUGGUCUUGGACAGGGAAUUGCUUUGACCGCCGGACCAGUUUACAUUGGUGAACUUGCACCACCCGAGAUCCGUGGUAAAAUCAUGGGUUUCUGGCAAUUGUUCUACUCAGUCGGUUCUUUCAUCGCCUAUUGGAUUGCCUUCGCCACUGGAAAACACUCCGCUGCUCUCGGAGAUUGGGAUUGGAAAACAAUUGUCAUUUUCCAAAUGAUGGUUCCAAUCCUCAUCUGUGUCCUCCUCCCCUUCAUCCCCGAAACUCCUCGUUGGUACAUUUCCCACGGAAAUGUUGAAGGAGCUCGCCAUGCCCUUCUCCAAGUCCGCGACACUGAACAAGAAGUCGAAGAUGAACUCCUCCAAAUUAGAGAAGCGCUCGAAUACGAAAAGGAACAAAAGUCAACCAGCUCUUACAAGGCUUUGUGGAUGGAUAAAUCCGUCCGCAAGAGAAUGUGGAUUGCUUUCGUCAUCAACGCCGGUCAACAACUUACUGGCCAGGGUAGUCUCAACAGUUAUUCCUCAGCUAUCUACAAGGGAAUCUACAAAGAUGCCGAAACUAUCAAUCUUAUCAACGCUAUCAACGGUACCUGUGGUAUUAUCUUCACUCUCAACGCUGUCUGGACCGUCGAUCGUUAUGGACGUAAAUUCCUUUUCAUCGUCGGAGGAUUCGGAAUGGCUCUCUGCAUGAUCGCUUUUGCCGCCGUCGGAAUCGCAACACCAGAUUCAUACUACAUGAGCGGAACAACGAAAACUCUCACCAAAGAUCAACCCGUCGGAAUCGCACUAACAUUCUUACUUUUCUUGUUCAUCUUCUUCUAUAAACCUACUUGGGGAGCCACAACUUGGAUUUGGACCUCCGAAAUCUUCAGUAUGAAUGUUAGAGCCCAGGCCGUGGGUAUGUGUAGUCAAUGGCAAAACGUGUCGAAUUUGAUUUUCAAUCAAUUCUUCCCCGUUUUCUUGGCGAAGUGCAGUUUCAACACAUUCUUCUUCUUCGGCGGUAUAAACUGUCUCCUCGCCCUCUUCGUCAUUUUCGUGGUGCCAGAAACCAGGAACAUCAUGUUGGAAGAGAUGGACGUGCUCUUCGGAGGCGUAAACCAUAUUGAGAAAGGAGGGGCGCAGCUUGGGGUUGAGGAUGCUCAUCAUGCGCAUGUUCAGCAUGUUGAGACCGAAGGCGCGGAUAUUGCGGGGGUGGAAAAUGAAAAUAUCGUUAUGCAUGAGAAGGUUUAG
Molecule: messenger RNA, 1569 nt
Organism: Botrytis deweyae
Lineage: Eukaryota; Fungi; Ascomycota; Leotiomycetes; Helotiales; Sclerotiniaceae
Exons: 6
Coding region: 1-1569 (522 amino acids)
Biological process (GO): transmembrane transport; carbohydrate transport
Cellular component (GO): membrane
Molecular function (GO): carbohydrate:proton symporter activity
Source: RefSeq, a predicted model, not a curated record